Messenger RNA from Octopus bimaculoides (California two-spot octopus), 694 nucleotides. Its product is annotated as protocadherin Fat 4-like. The record is from RefSeq and is a predicted model, not a curated record. Gene Ontology annotation, biological process: homophilic cell-cell adhesion. Lineage: Eukaryota; Metazoa; Mollusca; Cephalopoda; Octopoda; Octopodidae. Gene Ontology annotation, cellular component: plasma membrane; cell-cell junction. Gene Ontology annotation, molecular function: calcium ion binding.
UCAAUAUAUUGGAUAUACAACCAUACAACACGGACGUAAAACUGUGGUCUGAAACUUCAACAGGAAAAAUUACAAUUGCGUUUAUUAUAGUUUUCCUUCUGGUUUUAAUGAUCGUCUUAUUUUUUUUAUUUCGUCAAUACAAACGAAUGAAGAAGAAAACAACUGUUAUUCCAGUGACGACAGCUAUUGACGCAAACAAGAAAGGAACAGACAAAUCACACUUGUUAAAUGUUUCUGGAAAAAAUAAAAACAUACUGAAAGACGGCAAUACCUCAAAAAACACAAAUAUUAAAAGAAUUCAUUUUGAUGAUGAUUUCAGCUUGAGAAGUUUCUUUUCUGGAAGGACAAUUGAUCCAGUGACUGGCAAGUUAUACGAAUAUAAUAAAAAGACCCAGGAAAGACGUUGGGUUACAAAGUGACCUAAUGAAGAAGAAAAUAUUGGAAAAAAAGAAAGAAAAAGAAAGCAGUUAGGAGAAGAGGAAGAAAACAUGGCAUAAAGUUGACACUGACAUUAUAAAGAGAUGGAAGCACAUACACAACACUGCUAUGUACGCGUGCACACAUACACACAUAUGUGGAUUGUACCAAUCGAUUAGAUUAAUAGUUAUACCUUUAUAUACCAGCAGUCAAUCGAGGUGUAUAAAUAUAUCUAUACAGGCAGAUAUACCAGGGUUGAUCAAUAAGUAUCCGGACU